This is a messenger RNA of Nerophis lumbriciformis (worm pipefish), 569 nucleotides long. RefSeq names its product FAU ubiquitin like and ribosomal protein S30 fusion a (gene faua). NCBI's taxonomy places the organism in Eukaryota, Metazoa, Chordata, Actinopteri, Syngnathiformes, Syngnathidae. The record is from RefSeq and is a predicted model, not a curated record. Gene Ontology annotation, biological process: translation. Gene Ontology annotation, molecular function: protein binding; structural constituent of ribosome. Gene Ontology annotation, cellular component: cytosolic small ribosomal subunit; ribosome.
CGUAAAUUUGGCACAUGCGCACUGCCGGCCCUCAAACAUCCCUUUCUAUGCUGCGCGUCUGACGACUAGCAUCUAACGAGCUUCAAAAUGCAGCUCUUCUUGCGUGCCCAGAACACUCACACCCUUGAGGUGAGCGGACAAGAGACUGUGGGUCAGAUCAAGGCUCAUGUCCAGACUCUAGAGGGUCUCCUGGUGGAGGAUCAGGUCCUUUUGCUUGCAGGUUGCCCGCUGGAGGAUGAUGCUUCCCUGGCAUCAUGUGGUGUCUCCGAACUCUGCACCUUGGAGGUAGCUGGCAGGCUACUAGGAGGUAAAGUCCACGGAUCUUUGGCCCGUGCCGGAAAAGUCAGGGGACAGACCCCCAAAGUGGACAAGCAGGAAAAGAAGAAAAAGAAGACUGGCCGUGCCAAGCGCCGCAUCCAGUACAACAGGCGCUUUGUCAAUGUGGUGCCCACCUUUGGAAAGAAGAAGGGCCCCAAUGCCAACUCCUAAAGGUGUCCCAUUGAAAAUGAUCACCACCAAUCCAAGUUAAAAUGUUUCCCCAAGUUCAAUAAAAUGUUGACUUGGGACAA